Messenger RNA from Anopheles nili, 1283 nucleotides. RefSeq names its product probable serine hydrolase (gene kraken). The transcript is spliced from 3 exons. The record is from RefSeq and is a predicted model, not a curated record. NCBI's taxonomy places the organism in Eukaryota, Metazoa, Arthropoda, Insecta, Diptera, Culicidae. Bases 1 to 942 code for a protein of 313 amino acids.
AUGAGUGAACCGACUGUGUCGAAUGGUGCCAGCAGCCAAGCUUUACGAACUGUAGAGGAGGUAGAAAUUCCAGUUCCUUGGGGUGUUGUAGCAGGAAAAUGGUGGGGCUCCCGACUGCGGCAACCUGUAUUAGCUCUCCAUGGUUGGCAAGAUAAUGCUGGAUCGUUUGAUCGGCUUUGUCCUCUAUUGCCACACGAUAUUCCACUAUUGGCCAUAGAUCUACCAGGACACGGAAAAUCCACCCAUUAUCCGAUGGGAAUGCAUUACUUCAUCUUCUGGGACGGGAUCACGCUUAUUCGCCGUAUUGUGAAAUAUUAUGGAUGGACAAAAAUAACACUUCUGGGCCAUUCACUAGGAGGAGCACUUAGUUUUAUGUACGCUGCUAGUUUUCCUGAUGAUGUAGAUCGCUUUAUUAGUAUUGAUAUUGCGGGUCCAACCGUGCGUGAUCACCAUAAAACAGCAGCCACAACCGGUGAUUGCAUUGACAAAUUUUUGUAUUAUGAAACAUUACCAGAAUCAAAAAUGCCAUGUUACGAAUAUGACGAAAUGAUUGAUCUAGUUUUAGCGGCAUAUGACGGCUCAGUAGAUUAUGAUUCAGUCGAAGUACUGAUGCGACGAGGUAUGGCGUUAGCCCCAGCGCACUUUGACAAGAAUGGCUACCAUUUUGCUAGAGAUCUUCGUCUGAAAGUCGCGUUGUUAGGUAUGUUUUCAAUGGACCAGGUGAUGGCGUAUGCCGCACGAAUAAAAUGUAUGGUCUUAAAUAUUCGUGCAAAUCCUGGAAUGAAGUUUGAUAAUCCGGAAGUGUACGAAAAAGUGUUGGCAACACUUAAGCAAAACGCAUCCAAAGUGGUUUAUUAUGAAAUUCCAGGCUCACAUCAUAUUCAUCUUGUAACACCGGAUAGAGUUUCAAAACAAAUAAGCGACUUUUUGAUAGAACAAUGAAGACAUUUAGUUGUCUUCAAUGUUUUGUGCAUAACGAAUAUGAUUAGCUCGUCGUUGAUAUUGCAGAUCUCUCAGAAUCAAGAGAUGAUCGCACAGCACAAAUGAUUGAGCUGCUGCAAUAACGAAACCGUGUCGAAUAACUCGAAAUUUCGUUACAUUCCUAGAGAACAAAUUGAAUAUUAUUCAAACCAUGGAUGUGGAUGUGGGUAGAAGUAAAUAAACUUAAACUUUUUGUUAUUUCGCAUGUAAUAACGGCAUCUUCAGUUGGAAAUAUGCACGCAAGAGCUUCGUGUGAUUUUAAAAAUUUAAGUAAAUGUUUCUACGACGCACUGUUGAUAUAA